ACGUGCAACACGACUGAUGGCAGUGUUGGUGGCAGUGCUGAGUGCUGCUUCCUGCACUUCAGGACAACAUUCGUCACAACUGGAAGAGCUGGGCGCUGGUACUGAAACAGCUCUGAAGGACCUGGUGCGGGCGUUGCAGCCUGACAACAUUCCUCACUUCGUCGGUUGCAUUAUCGACAAUCCUGCAGAGAAGAACUGUGAUAUCAGAGCUUUGGGAAUACGAGUGUUGGCGAAAACCUUGGACAUCGUGGGUUUCCAGUGCAGCAGCUGCAGCCCUGAAAUCAUCGAACAAAUGUGCUUAAUCAGGAACAGCCUGGCGGCCAAUCCGGACCAAUGUAACAGGAUGCAGACUGGUCUUCAACUCGAGACCGACAUCUGUAAUAAUACUUUCGUAUGUGAGGGAGUGCCUGCAGCCGAAGAAAGAGCAAAUCUCCUGCAACAGUAGCAGCAGGAGACAAUGCAGAUGCUAGAGGCUGAAGAGGCUCUUUUUAGUAAUCCUGUCUACCUACUUACCACGAGUUCUAGAACCAUCUUACCAGUAGCUCUAUGUAAAUCUUGGAGGAAAUUCAUACCAUCUUAGCGGAUACUAAACUCAUCUUAAAAGAUAAUAAGCCUAUUUUAACGACGGAGAUAAUUUGGUGUGAUGCAAGAAAGGAAGUGAUAAGUCCAGUUCUGUACAGCAAGAGCCUUCAGAGGCAAGUCCCUCACCUCCCAAACAUUAUUCGUCAACAAUGCGCAGAGUUCAUUAAAAAACCAGUAGACAGAAUCUUUAUUAACACGUUUUGCUAAAUGAAAACUUUAUAAAGUAAUCUGAUAAAGUUCACUGGGCGAAACGUCAUAUUUAAUAAAGACUUUCUUUGUUCAUGUCUAUUUGACUGAUUUCGUAUAAUUAUUUAUACAGGAAGCUGAGUUGAGCUUCUCUCCUUCUCCUGAAUCAAAUUCUGCUCAAGAUACAACUGUUGUUUACAGCUGUUGGUAUCUUUGAAUCUGUCAGUGUGAUAAAGAUAGUUUCAGUGUAGCGUUGUUAUUCGUUCCUGUGAGAAACUAAUACAAAAACAAUAACUUUUCAUACAACUCAGUACUGUGUACUGGAGAGACGUUUCCACCAGGAAGUGACUUGACAAAGCCUCUUGAGUACACGAAAGUCUUUGAGACCACUGAAUAAUCCACACGGGUUUAGCGCACCACCAGCGUUGCUGUGAUCACUUGUUGGUGGUUCCUGGGUCAUCGACACAGUCAGGCUGUUUGUGCCAGCAGUACACAGGUGAUGCUAGUUUAGUACUGCCUGGAGGCUCGUAAACACCUAUCCGACAUAUAUAGAUUUGAAUUCCCGCACAACUUUCCCACAGUGGAACACGUGCUACAGUUGUGUAUCUUUAUUUCUUUCAACACACCGGCCGUAUCCCACCAAGGCAGUGUGGCCCAAAAAGAAAAACGAAAGUUUCUCUUUUAAAUUUAGUAAUUUGUACGGGAGAAGGAGUUACUAGCCCCUUGCUCCCUGUGUAUCUUUAUCGUAGACCGAAAUGUUUUGCUUACAUAGUUGGCUUUAGUCAAAUACAGUAGGAUCCCCGUAUCCGCGGGUCCAGUUUCCACUGUUUCAGUUAUCCGCUGAGGCCCGAAAAUAUUAAGAGGGUAGCCGGGUUCUACUAGGAAAAUUUUAAUAAUAGUCUGCUUUCAAUUUGUGCUAAACUGUUAAUGUUUAGGAUGUUAUAGUUGACUCUGCAUGAACAAGAUUAAAAAUAAAUUGUAUAGAAGAAA
This is a messenger RNA of Cherax quadricarinatus, 1758 nucleotides long. NCBI's taxonomy places the organism in Eukaryota, Metazoa, Arthropoda, Malacostraca, Decapoda, Parastacidae. The record is from RefSeq and is a predicted model, not a curated record.